GGGCGCGGAGGAUGUCGGCGACCAAGUACACGCACCCGUUCAUGCGCGGGCUCAAGCCGCUGCCCGACGGGCACGAGGAUGAGAUCCAGCAGAUUAGAGAAUGGAUGAAGAGCCAGGCGCAUCUGCCAUACAUCUCCGACGAGUACGUGAUGUUGUUCUUGCACUCCAACUACUACAAAGUGAAAGAGACGAAGGACACGAUCGAGUGCUACUUCACACUGCGCGCAAACACCCCAGAUCUGUUCAGCAAUCGGGAUCCACUGUCGCCGAAGAACAAAGCCAUACUGGAUAUCACGAACAUGAUCGCCCUCCCGAACAAAACCACCGAAGGUUACCACGUGCUGCUCUACCGGCUGUCCGAAUUCGACUACAGCAAGCUGAACUUCGCGGACGCCGUCCGGGUGUUCUGCAUGUUCAACGACGUCAAGCUGUCCGAGGACUGCCUGUCCGACGGGUACAUCGUCAUCUUCGACAUGAAAGGCUGCAGCCUUGGCCAUCUGACCAGGGUCACGCUGCCAGCGUUGAGAGCUUUCAUGCAUUAUAUUCAGAACGCCCAUCCUUGCCGUCUUAAGAAAAUCCAUGUCGUUCACACGGUCUCCUUCAUCAACCAAGUAAUGUGCCUCGUCAAGCCGCUCAUCCACUCAAAUCUCCUCAAUUUGCUCAACUUUUCUUCCGAAGGCCCGGCUUCUGUCGUGGAUAAGGAACUCCUGCCCGAAGACUACGGCGGCCCCCUCCCACCAGUCAAGCAGUUCCACGAGGAGCAGAGAAAGAACAUGGAAGAAAACUACAGGGAUUGGUUGAUAGAGACUGAGAUAUUCAAAGCAGAUGAAAAGAAAAGGAUAAAGAAACCAAGCAGAGGAAUGUUUGCCAGUUUUACCAGCAGCUUCAAAAGCCUGGACAUCGACUGAUGCAAUCAUGUCCAAUAAUGCACCAGGGACCUGAUUACUAGCAACGUUUGUAUAAAGAAUUUUGUAUUUAGUCGUACUUUUAGAUGUACUACUUAUUUUUAUUUGCUUUUUGUUUUUAGAGCAAUAUCUUUAUUAUGAAGAACCAAAUAUCUAUGCUAUUCUGUUUUCUCUGGGUAAGGUUUCAUCGGAUAAAACUUAGUAAAAAUGCUCAUAGAGUUUUGUUAUUAAAUUAAGCUUAGUCACGUUUUAAUGUAAGAUUAGUUAUUGUAAGAUUUGUCUUUGUCAAAGUAUCUGUGAUGAUAAAGAGGUAUAUUUUCAUAAAAAAUGUUAAAGCACACCUUUUUCUUGGAAAAAUUAGAAUUAAAAAUCUAUUGUUUUAGAAUAUUACAAUCAAAGAUAUUAUUUUCUUCCUUUCUAAAGAAUAGUAAUAACUUGUUAUUUUUUGUUAGUUAUGCGAAUAGAGGCAUGAUAUUUUAAUGUUUUAAUGUAAUUUUAUAUUUAUCUUGUAUAUGAUAGUUUUAGUUAUAUAUUUCCAGAGUUUAAGCUUAUUUCGUACACUAUUGUGAGGUCUUCAAUCUGGUUAUUGAAGGAGUGGUGGUUUUUAUACUUAUUUAAUGCUUUAUUUAGUAAAUUGUGUAUUUCCAGUUAGCAGAUACGGUAGUCAGGGUUUUUUCGCUAAUGACAGGGAUGUAUGUAACAUAUCCAUUUAUUUGUUAAAUUCAUUCCUUAUUUGUUAAAUUCAUUCCAAACUCGUUCAUCAGGCUUUUCGGUCUUGGCUUGGUUAUUAUGUAGGUAUACUGCCUGUAAAAGGCAUGAGUUUAGUAAAGUUUUCACGUUGACAUAAUGUUUUUAAUGUCGAGGGGAAACUUCAUUGAUUUUCAAUUCUCAAGUGGCUGGUAUAGCUUUAUUUUCACUAUUGUAACAAAAAUGAGUGUGUUCCAAAAUUUUGAAAGUGAUUAAACAGUUACCAGAUUUUAUCGGUAGCCAAAACUGAC
Ostrinia furnacalis (Asian corn borer) is the source of this 1903-nucleotide messenger RNA. Its product is annotated as clavesin-1. The transcript has 4 exons. Bases 12 to 908 code for a protein of 298 amino acids. Gene Ontology annotation, cellular component: membrane. Lineage: Eukaryota; Metazoa; Arthropoda; Insecta; Lepidoptera; Crambidae. Gene Ontology annotation, molecular function: phosphatidylinositol bisphosphate binding. The record is from RefSeq and is a predicted model, not a curated record.